CAACAAAUCAGAACACAAGCUUCUCAUCAUGUUGUUGACACGCUUAGUCAUCUGGCGCAGCGCUUCGCUAAUCAUUUUAUGCCAAAAUCUGUACGUGGUAGUGAAAGUGAUGCGAAUAAAUUAGAAGCGCCUCCUAAUAUAUCAAUUUUCUGGAGUAUUUUAAGAAGCAUUAAUGCUUCCAAUCCUGAGCAGAUGCUCCGAAGUGGGACAAAGCCCGAAAUUUUUUCUGAGCUUGCUGCUGAAACACUUGAAGCGUCUCCUUUUGCAUUUGUUGUUAAAUUUGUUCAUUCACAGAUGCCAAAUGUUGCUGACAAAGUAAUUCGAAUAACGUCUUUGCUCUCACAACGAUUGCCAGGAAAUUUUUGCGAAAAGGUUCCUGAUGAAACAAGAAAAUGGAUUGGACAGGAAAUGAAUGCUCUCACUAAUAUUCUGUUGGAAAGGUCUACAAAUGAAGCACUUCGGGAUGGACGUGCUCUAAUUGCGCAAUUACUCAGUGUUUUUCCUGAUGAGAAAGCUUCUAUUAUGGAAACUCUUCAUGAAUGUAUUCUUAAAAGCGGUGAUCAACUUCGUGAACAGUUGGGCGUUUUGCAAAAUCAAAUGAACGAGGUAAACAAAUCGAAAAAUGUUGUGGAUUAG
Messenger RNA from Meloidogyne enterolobii, 636 nucleotides. NCBI's taxonomy places the organism in Eukaryota, Metazoa, Nematoda, Chromadorea, Rhabditida, Meloidogynidae. The record is from the annotation of a GenBank genome assembly.